UCGGUCUAGCGGCAGCGCGCAGAACUAACGUGACAGGGGCGCAUUCAGUACUGCUCUCUUUUGAGCUCACGUGGAACCAUCGCCCAUUCUGGCUAUUUGCAAACAAACUACAGCAAGCCGUUAGUGAACAACAAAGAAGACUCGUGGUGGGGCAGGCGCGCUGUACGUCGGAAGGAGGUAAUAUAUUUCGUAGAUGAGGGCAUGCGAUUUCUGAAAGGUGGUUCUUGUAGUAAUGUAUGAAUUCAAAUAUGAUAUUGUCAGCCGAAAACAAGUUACUGUGUUGCAUGAAGAAUAAGACAGGAGCCUGUGGCUGUUUUCUGCACGGGAGCCAUGGGGGGAGAAUGGGUAUGGGGUCAAGAUGAGUGAGGGAGGCAGCCAGGGCCCAGAGUCCCUGGGCCCUGCCUAUCCUGGGACAGGAGGUGGCGGUGGCUACCAGCAGCCUCCAUCUCAGCCUCCCACACCAUCUUCCACCGUCCAAGACAAUGGAGGUGGCUAUAAGGAAGAUUUCUCUGGAGUGGAUGUAAAUGGUACAUCAAAAUCUUCAUCUUCAUCAGGUCUUCCACCCUUUAGUUCAUUCUCAGCAGCAGAUGAAGCACUGAAUUCACGAAUGUCUGGGGACGCCUUUGGGGAAGGCCUCACCAGCCGCCUCCUGGAUAUUUCUUCGUGGGAUUAUUAUGGCAGUGAGGGACUGGCUGGAAGGAUUGUGGAUAGACCAACUACAGAUGGAUUGCCCAUGCUGGUACCACAGCCACAGUACCGUCCUUGGGAAAGCAAGGGUCCAGAUAGCGUACAUAAUGACACGCUGCUCAAAUCGAUUGCACCGGCUCCACCCAGUGCAAUCCCAGCCUUCACUGAUUCAUUUUCAGCCACCACGGCACAAAAACUUCCUUCCUUCCAGUCACAAUUCAAUGCCUUCCCGCAGGAGCAGACGGUUACUGGGAACAAUGGAGAAGUGUUGACCACCCUAACGGCAGCCUCUCCUUCGCCUUCAUCAUCAUCAUCUGGGCUUCCUAGCUUCCAUACUUUGUCAACAGUAAAUCCACGUCCUGGAUACCCUCUGGUGCCUGCACCGGUUCAGGCUAGAGAGAUACCAGCCAUUCAACAGCAGUUCCUUGAUGAGCGACAUAUCCAACUGUUUGCUCAUACUCAGCCUUUUGGUGCACCACAUCCUCAUCUUAAUAAUCAACCAGCUGUCGCCACAUUAGGUAAUGCUCAGUUUCACCAUCAUUCUCAUCAAAUCACUCUCACCCCACCUAACACUGCACCUCCUCUUCUCCCAGGCAAUACUCUAGUCGCGCAGAAUGCGCCCACUGUCCUGACAGUAGUCAAGACCGAACCAGUUACCCUGGUUACAUCGGACUAUAAAAUGGCCCCACAGCAGCUAACACAAUUGCAUCACUCCAAUUUCCAAAAUCCUAUGGGAGUGAUUGAUGUUAAUAAGAUGGGUGAUGGGCUUAAAUUCAGUGAUAGUCCUACCCGGGGCACAGACUCAAGGAAGAAAGAAAGGCGAAAAGUCCGUGCAUCAUCACUGGAAAGUUCAACUGAAAGUGAUGGUGCAGGCAGCAGCAGUGUGGAAAGUUCUGGCCAAGUGGCUGCAGUAUCCAGCACUGCAGGCUUCAAGUCUCCUAUGCAGCCAUCGAGUACUCCCUCUGUGUCAGACUCAGAGGGAGAGAAGCCAGUGAAGAAAAAGCGCAAACGUUGUGGAGAAUGCACAGGCUGUCAGCGCAAGGACAACUGUGGUGACUGUGCUCCUUGCCGCAAUGAUAAGAGCCACCAGAUCUGCAAGAUGCGCCGCUGUGAGAAACUCACAGAAAAGAAGGUACCGUCGACGAACACCAACGAUAUACGCCAGUAUUUGGCAGCACCGCUUCUCACGCACGUACGAGCGUGCAUUGCUCGGUCGUUUAUUCUCAAAAUAGGUCACUGGGAAGCGUCCGCCUCACGAGAGCACAGGUGCUCGCUCACGUCGAGCGCCGUUCUUCAACGCGCGACCCGAACGUCCGCGCGCGAUCUCAGGGGUUCCGAGGGAAGGUGUCGCGGACGCAACAGCAACAGCAGCAGCAACAGCAAGCGCAGCAGUCGGCCGCCGCGCCGGUCAAUGACAGCGCCGCCAUGAUGUCCGGAACCACCGCGCCGUCUGUGAUGCCGUUCUACGGAGCCAACUCGGGGGCGCUGCCGCCGCAGCCGGGCAACAUGGUGGACCCGGGCGCGGGCUUCGCGCCGCCGCUGCGCGACCGCUUCCCCAACUCGGUGUGGCACCCCGCCGCCGGCGCAGACCCCAACGGAGUGGGAACAUGGACUCCUCAAGGUCAGUUCAUUCAGCAGUUAGGGCCAAUCCAAGAAGACCUGAGGUACCAUCACCAUCCUCAGUACAGCAGUGCUGCUCCAUACCAUCAGACUCCAGGUUAUCAGCAGCAGAGUACAUUCCUCAGUAGUGACCCAUCAGCCACAGCAUUUCAGCAACAAACAGCUGCAUCACAGGCUGCCGCUACUGCCACUCAGCAGACCCAGUCUGUGGCAGCCACUGCUCAACAGCAGUACAGUGCUGCCACUCUGAGCAGUGCAAGACCCCCUUCUUCCCCUGCCCAGCCCCUCACUCCUCGGGGUGGCAGCAGUUCAUACUCACAGGUGCACACACCUCAACCAUCACCCCUGGGGACCACAAAUGGCCUCUCCAGCAACCACUCAAGUUCUGUUGGUCUAACUAACAGUGGUGUUAAUGGGUUAGGAAAUGGUCAUGGUGGAACAGCUACAGUGAAUGGAGUCAAUGGUGGAACAGUUCACAGAAACGGUACAUUAAAUGGUCAGUACAUGGACACAUCUCCUGGUAGUCAAUAUGCUGAUCAAAGAGAGUAUGUUAAUGGUGGAAGUAGUUACAAUCCAUCUCAGGAUGUAACUAUGGCUCCUCCACCAUCUACAACUCCAACGAGCCGCAGUAGUUCCGUUCAUUUGGAUCAGAAUGCUGCAGAUGGCACAAAUAUGCUCAACAGUACUAAAAACUCUGGAAACUACAAUAAUAAUUCCACUGCCACCAAUGCUUCAAAUAAUUCAACCGGUCACCCAAACGCCUUGCCUGGAUACCUACUCCCCCCCCAACUGCAGCAGCAGCAUCAGCAGAGUUUACAGAACUCUAGUAGGUAUUCAGGCCAGGAAAAUGCGGGGGAAAUGAUUGGAUCAUGGAGCAGUGCUGAUGCUAGGAUAGGGUGGCAUCAGAAUGAGCAUAACAAUACCAGUAAGACUGAACCAGUCAAUAUGUAUAGGGAUGAUGAUUCCAGUGCCAAUGAAUCAUCAAUGUACAAUGAACGAGUAAAUCUUAAUAGUAGAUUAAAAACCAUGAUAUUAAACAAACAGCAGCAACAGCAGCACCUGAACCAACAGCUCAAUCAGCAGAUGCAUCAAUAUAGUCAGCUUCAGCAGCAACAACAAAUGCAAAGACAAAUGUCAAUGGAAAACCUAAAUCAUCUUAGUUCCUCUGAUGCUAAUAAUAGUCAUAACAGUCAUAGCAGUCACAAUUCAUCUAACAGUUCACACCAUCUAAUGAGUCCCACUGAGCAACAAAUGAAUAAUCAACAUUCACAACAAAGAAUGCCUUCAGUACCAGUAUCCCAAAGCCAAUACAUGUCUUCUCCGAACACAAUGAUGUCCCAAAAUUCUGAAAAUCAUGGUGUAGUGGACAGAUUGAUGAAUGAAAGGCAUAGCAGUGUUGAGAGAAUGAUAAAUGAGGGUCAGGGACACAAUGUAGAGCAUAUGAUAGGAGAAAACCAUAACUCAGUGAAUCAGACAUCAAGCAAUCACAACAACGUUGAACAAAUGAUGAACAGAGAUCACAGUGAUGUGGAUAGAAUAAUGGGGGACAGCCGCAGUAGUGUGGAAAGAAUGAUAGCUGACAAUCAAAAUGGUGUGGAUCAGAUGAUGGAGAAUCAAGCUGGAAUGGAGAGAAUGAUCGCAGACAAUCAAAGUCUUGAUAGAAUGAUAGCUGAUAAUAGUGACAUAGAUCGGAUGUUAGCUAACAGUCAAGUGAAUGUGGAAAGAAAGCACUCGGAUCAGCAUCACCAAGAAGCUCAACCAAAUUCAGAGAAUAAUUUUUUAGUGCAAGGCCACCAUCCUCGGAACCAAACGUCGGCUCUGACAUCUGAGGGUGGUGGCUUCUCGUGGGAUUGGGUGGGGAAUAAUUCAGCAUCACAUGUAGUGGACACUAACAGUAUUGCAGCUAUGGAAAAUUUCAUUAAGUAUGCAGCUGGAGAUGACAGAUGUGGUGGAGGAGGGAGUAGUGGAGGAGGAGGGGGAGCAGCAGCAGCUGCAGCUGCAGCUGCAGCAGGAGGACCUGCAGGUAGGGGAGCAGGUGGGAGGGGAGAAGGAACAAGUUCAACAGCUGAUGUGGGUCUUGCUGCACCAUCAGCUUCAGUUAAGUUUUUAACUGGGAAUCAGUCAUCUUUAUUUCAUCAGAAAUCUAACACAAAUAGUAGACGAAGUAGCAAUGAAAUUACAACCCCAUCUAGUUGGCAUUCUCCUAUUAUUCAAGAGCCAUCCUCAGUUUCUUCCAGAUCAUCAUAUAAAGAUCAUUCCAUAUCACGAAAUCAUUCUACUGCUUAUCCGUGUCGUGAUUCCUUAGUUGAUCCUUUGAAUAGUACCUAUAAAUGUAAAGGAGAAGAAGUUGAUGACAAAUCAUUUCAGAAGCAUAUUGGUGUAGGUAUGAACACUAGAAAUGAAUUUCCAUUGCCAACAUAUCCUAGUGGAAAACAUGGGACAGACAUAGAAAAGGAUCUUCAGGUUGACCCUAUGCGAAAUACAUCCAAUAAUUACUCUUGCCAGAAGACUGUUGAGAGGAAAUUAUCGCAGGGAGGAUUGGGAAGCAACUUCCAUUGUCAACAACCAGCAUCAAUGUAUGAAACUUCGGGAAUUAAAAGUGAACAUCAAAAACAGGCCCCUGGUCAUGUGAAUAUUCCUAUAAGUAACUCGUAUCACUGUCAGAAAUUCUCAGAGAAUAGUCCUCUUGCAACAGAAUGCAGAACCAUGAAUCAGCCUACCAACUCUGGCUAUCCAUGUUCAAGUUUGAAAAACAAAGACGACCCCUCAGUAAUAUCUGAAAGCAGAGAAAAUAAACAAUUAGAUACAAACAUUAGAAAGGAGGAACCAAAGGUGAAAAAAGAACAUCCAUCCCAUAUCUUUGCUGGAGAUGGAGGCCCUGCUGCACUGGAAAAAAUGUCAGGGGCCUGGUGUUGCCGUCAAGGAGGGAUCGAAACCCCAACGCCCGAACACCUACGUGAUGGUUGUUGCCAAGGGCGUCAGACUGCAGACGAGUUCGACACCAAGCAACAGACCCAGUGUCAGGAGUCAGAAGAAGCUAGCAACCCCAAAGGAUAUGGUGGAAUGACAGCAAAAGAGUUCCAGGACCAUAUGGAAAGACUUAAAAACAAUGUUAGGACUGAAGUACCUGACUGUAACUGCUUCCCACCUGAUAAAUGUCCUCCAGAACCUGGUUCCUACUAUACUCAUUUGGGCGCUGCAGCAAGUUUGCCAGAUUUACGCAAGGAUUUAGAAAAACGUACUGGACUUUCUGGAAAAGCGGUUCGAAUUGAAAAAGUCAUGUACACUGGUAAAGAGGGAAAAACCACACAAGGAUGUCCUUUGGCAAAAUGGAUUAUUCGCCGAUCCAAUAGUGAUGAAAAGCUGUUGUGUAUUGUGAAGCACCGUCAGGGUCAUAAGUGUCCAUCUGCUUGGAUAGUAGUGGUGAUGGUAGCAUGGGAAGGAGUACCCCCUCCUGAAGCUGAUCGUGUGUACAACUUGCUUACCCACAAGUUGAAUCGAUAUGGCUUACCCACUACUCGACGUUGUGCAACUAAUGAACCAAGGACAUGUGCGUGUCAAGGUUUAGAUCCAGAUACAUGUGGGGCAUCUUUUUCAUUUGGUUGUUCAUGGUCUAUGUAUUACAACGGCUGCAAGUAUGCUCGCAGUAAGACUGUGCGCAAGUUCCGUCUGUCAGUGCGAUCCGAGGAACAAGAAGUUGAAGAGAGGAUGCAUGUUCUGGCAACUCUAUUGUCCCCUCUUUAUCAGACGUUAGCUCCUGAUGCCUUUACAAACCAGACCCAGUUUGAACGGGAGGCAUCUGAGUGUCGUCUGGGUUUCAAACCAGGGCGGCCUUUCUCUGGAGUCACUGCAUGCAUAGACUUUUGUGCUCAUUCACAUAGAGAUCUACACAAUAUGAAUAAUGGCUGUACUGUGGUGGUGAGCCUGACAAAGCAAAGGUCUUUGGGAAAACCAGAGGAUGAACAACUUCAUGUUUUACCUCUGUAUAUAAUGGAUGAAACAGAUGAAUUUGGCAGCAAAGAGGGUCAGGAAGCAAAAGUAAAAGCUGGAGCUGUUGAAGCACUUACAAAGUUCCCUUGCGAAGUAAGAGUACGAGCUGUUCCUCUCCAACCCUGUAGACGGCAUGGAAAGAAACGUAAAGAAGAUGAACCGGAUGCUGUAAUCAGUCGCAAAGAAACAAAUAACUCUUCAGUUCAUCGAAGUCCUUGCACAGUUGACCCACGAAAUGCAUCUGCAAUGGGAAUAGAUAUGACAACAAUGCUAGAAAACAUGGAAGCACAGUUACAGAGCUCACAGCAACCUGCAUCUCUAUGGCCAGGAGGGGCUUCAACUCAAGGGCAGCAUGGAGGGUCAAACCUCGGUCAGGGCAGUGUUACUUCCUCUUCAUGGCAGAAUGGCUCCAUGCAAACACCAUCUGGAGAUCUCCCUUCCAAGGUACCUUCAUCACCUUCUGCAUCUAUUGGUAUCACUUCCAAACAGAAAAGCCCUGCAAGUGAUACAGGUGGAGGAAUUUCAAGGCAGCUUGGGCAACAAGAUUCAGUGUCAAUGAGGACGGAGCGGUCACCAUAUGCUCAAUUACCCUCCUCUCCUUUCUCAUCUCCUACACAGCAGUCAGCCAGUAGCCCACAAUAUACUUCAAACAAUUCCCUUCACCCACCUUCUCCCACAAAUGCAGUAUCCCUCCAACAUUCAGCAUCUAGUGCUGCAGGUGCUGUUAAUGAUGUUAAUAUUUCUCAAAUUUCACAAGAUAACUUGCAAACAACUAAAACUCCAGAACGAUCAACUUCUGUGCCUUUGCCUCUGACACCUACUGAACAGUCUACUUCCUCCUCUUGUUCAGGGUCUAGUCGUGGAGGAUGGGCUACACCAGAUCGACCGCAAUCAUCUUGGGAGUAUAACCCUCUCACUCCAGCUCCAACUGCUGCGACUUCACCAUUUCGUAUUCCCAAAGGUCGUCCUCCACCUGCAAGUACUUCAAAUGCAAAUUCAUCUCCUGCAUUAGAACUAGGGAUAACAGUUUCUACAGCCUCCACAACACAGAGUGCACCCUCUUAUUGUAAAGGUUUUUUGAAACCCUAUCCUCCUGGAGAUAAAUCAAAUUCUUCUGAAACUUCUCAUCAAUCUGGAGGAAGCACUUCAGUAAAUAUUGGAAAGGAAAGUUCUUCAUCUUGGAAUCAAGAUUCUGGUUUCCAGGUUACAACUAAAACACCAAGACCUCAAAAUUUAUCUCAGCCUGCAUUUGGAUCAUCUGGAAAUUUGCAUGAUAAUUGGUUUGGGAGUGAAACUUCUAAGGGAGGAGGUGGAAAUCAAACUGGCAAAACAUCAUUACAACAAUCAAGUAAGUAUUUGUCAUCUGAUGGCGAUAGUUCCUGCCUCUUGCCAGAUGCAUCUGGACCAAAGAAUGCAUGUGCGGCUGUGAAACAGGAGACCACCUCAUCCUCUUCAUGGCCUCCAAGUGAUGAAAUGAAAGGACUUGGUGAUUAUUUUAGUGUUGCAGCAACUGCUUCAUCUGCCACUUAUCCUGUCACUCCUGCUGUCACUAAUCCAUUUGUCUCUCCCCUUAAUUCUAAUUAUGGAUAUUCUAAUCCACCUUUUGGCUCUGGAGGAUAUUCAAUGUUUCAAGAUGCUAAAAGUUAUGCUAGUGGUGCGUGGAGUGAAGCAGGAUACAUGGACUCUCGAGCUGCAACUCAUAUGAACUAUCCAUAUCAGACAAUGGAUUUUAAUUCUCAGUUUUAUGCUGGUCAGGCAAAACAAGAAGCAGCCGCCAGAUCUGCAUGUUAUCAUUCUUCUCCUUAUGGUUAUCAGGGGAUGGGUCCAUUUAAUCCACAAUAUGCUGGUGCACAGUAUGCUGGCCAGUUUCCUCGAUGGGACCCACAUCGGUGGGAUUUGUAUGGUCCUCCACCUUUCUUUCCUGUGAUGCCAGAACCACAUCGUUCUGAACCCAUUGGAGAAGUGACUGAUUAUAUUGACAACGAAGAAUGUUUCAAAGAUUCUCAAAUGGGAGGGGUGGCCAUUGCCUUGGGUCAUGGUUCUGUUCUCUUUGAGUGUGCUAAGCAUGAGUUACAUGCAACAACUGCUUUGCGACGACCCAAUCGAUUACACCCAACAAGAAUUAGUCUCGUCUUUUAUCAACACCGUAAUCUCAAUCGUGCAAAGCAUGGUUGGGAUGAGUGGGAAGAAAAGAUGAGGCUUCGUAAACUGGGUAUUACAACAACAGCUUCCAGCACUCCAGGUACUGGCUCUGGAUCAAGUGGAGGAAAUUCUAGUAAUAACAACAGCAACCAAGGAAAUUCAGCAAAUAAUUCAGCUGCAGAUAUACUACAUCUUCUGCCUUCAUCAGAUAAACCUCCAACUCUGACCUCUCAGUUCCUAAUGAGAACACCGACCUAUACAACUACGACAUGGACUACCUUAUUUCCCAUGCACCCAUGUAUGGUGACUGGACCGUACCAAGAAGGAGGUGCUGCAGGUUAAACAUUCCAGAAUAUGUUUUCUUCACAACUAGUCUAAACAGUUAACUGUAUUGGUAAUCUCUGUGAGGUCUAUGUAAAAAAAACUCACAGCUUCAUAUCCCUGUUUGCUCUUUUACUUCUCUGGAGCAUUAUUUGAAGGCUGUUUCUCAAUAUCUGCUUCAAACAGUAUUAGUUAUAUAAAUAGCAGUAAUAUAAAUUAUGAAUGCCAAAAUAGUAACCUGUGGACCAUAAUAUACCACAAGUUAUAUUUUCAAUACAAGGCAAUAUGUAGUCUACCAACAUUAGCUAAUGUGUUAGAGGUAUAACUAUGUUUAAGUAUUUCUUGUUGCAGAAAAUAACAGGCAAUGAAAAAUGUACAUUUACUCAUCACUUCUCUAAAUGGAUGAAAAUGAAAGUUUAAAAUCAAGGAAUUUGAAAACGUUCUACAUUCAAAGAAAUUGAAUUUGGCAUUGCAGUUAUUUCUAUACCAAACACACAAGCAGUGUGAAGCCAUUGCUGAAAUGAAUAACCUCUCUGGUUUUUCAAGUACACAUGCUGCAUUCUGCUUGUACUAUGAUAACAAGAACCGUUAGUGUACAAAUUACCAAAUUUUUGUUACAGAUCACCUACAAUAGUGGAAAUAAUCAUGUAUGUCUCUUGUAGAAUGACAUGUCUGCAAUUGUAUCAGUGUUUUAGGAUAUUUACAAUACUAAUAUAUGUAUUGUGUGCAUAAUUUUAAAUCCUCUUUUAAAACUAUACAAUGUAUGUUAAUUUUUACUUACAACUGCCUAAUUUUAUGUCAUAUUUUGCUAAUGGUUUUGUACACAGCUGUAUUUUUUAUUUUGUGAAGAAUUGUUGUGUAAACGAUACCAAUGACUACUAGGAAUUACUGUUUAAUGCUACUCAGUUUAUGGUCUAUGAUACAAGUAUUUGUGGUAUGGCUUUGAUUAAGUGAUUGGGAAGAGUGUGACACUCUUGAUGAGCUUACAAUGUAUUAAAGAAUGCAAUUUGUCGUGUAAUUAACUGGUCUUGGAAUGUAAUUGUGUAGGUAUUUUAAAUUGAUUGUUGAUAGUGGAGACACUAAGAAUUACAUAUGUAAUAUCAUAACAUUUUCAAAAUUAAGAUGUUACUCUCCAAACCUGACAGAUUGAUUUAUUUGAAGUAACAUACCCGAUUCAUCACAUGUUACAUGUUUUUCAUAGUUUUUUGUAGACAAAAUAAAUUUAAUAUCAAAAUCAAUUCAACAUAUCAUGUUAUUUGAUAAUUCUAUUUUGAACUAGUCUAAUUUGCCAUUUUUAAUAUUUUGACACAUUUAUUUUGGUUCUUGUGUCAAAUAGUUAUAAUUCAGGAUAUUUGAAGUAUGUAGGUAGCUAGUCCAAGCCAUAAGUGUUCUUUUUCAAGAAUGUGUAUUCUGUUGUCAAAUGAUCUGCUUAUUAUAUAUUUGCACACCGAGAAAAAUAGAGGAAGAGAGAUUAUUUCUAUAAAUUUGCAAUGAAAUUUCACUCAAUUGUGUUAUGUAUUCUGACAAAUUAUUAAGGUUAAUAAUAGAUUUGCUUUUAUAAAAGAAAAUCUCUCUGGCACGCAAUUCUCUCUAUGAUCUUUGUUACAAAGAAUAAAGAGAUUUUCCUACAUGAAAUUUCUCAACGAAAAGUUGUUAAAACUGUCUCUAAAACUGUUAUUUUUAAUGCAAAAUAAUGUUUUUUGUAUUUUAUAUUUCUUCGCAUUUUUGUAAAACAGUUUUUAUGGUGUUGUUGCCUGUAUUUUCAAUAUUGCUGUAUUUUACUAUUUUGUGGACUUAGCUGCUUGUUUAAAUUCAUUUUGAAAACUUUUAUCAUAGACUGUAUUCAACUAUAAGCCACAGAAUAAGUAUUCAAUUAAUGUUCUUAAUUUUUGAAGUGCAUGUUAAUUUAACUUUUCAUUUGCAUUAUAGUUGAUUGUUUUUAUUUAAACUAAUCAUGUAUUAUUGGCUCUAUUGACCUACAGCUCUCAAUGCCAAAUGAUCUACGAGUUGUCUGUAAAUUAUAAGUAAUUUCUUUUUGUGUGAACAUUAAUGUAGAUAAGAAAAGAUGGUUGAUAGUUCAGUACAUACCUAUGUUUCAUUAUAUUGUAGUGUUAGAAGAUGCUUGCUGUGAUAUGUAAUGAAACGUUGGCAGUACUAAGCUACCACUACUAUCCCAUGUUGCAUGAAACUGCUUCCACACAUUAGUUCCUGGUUACAAAAAAGUUUCUGUAUUAUUGUUAUUCCCAAAGAUAUUUCUAGCUUGAGACUUUCCUAAGAUAUUCUUGUGAAUUUUCACACAGUUGAAAUGCACAUAAAUGAGGUCAAAAGCACUUCUCAUUUCACAAACUUUUCACAAAAGUACGUAGCUAGUCCAGUCUCCCAGGUAAUGUUUACUGCACUGUAUUUUUAAAAUAGAUAUCUUAUUUAAGUUGCCAGCUGGCUAAGUUGGGGCAAAGCACUGAUCUCACGUCAUGUAUUAUUGUUGUGUUUCUAGUUCGUAGUCAAGUUUUAAAAUGCGAGCAACUUUAGUAAUGCUGAAUGGGAUAACUAAGGUUUGAUAUAAGUUUUGUGCAACUUUCAGAACUGUUUUUUGCAUUUUUAUGAGUAAAGCUCAAACCAUACAUAGUAUGGACAAAAAGACUAGGCUCUUUGUUAGAAAGCCUGUAUGUAAGAAAUUUCUGGUAAAAAAACCACCAAACAUUUUAAUCUACAUUUACAAUGGUAGGGCUCUUUUUCAAUCCCAAUGUGUUUGUAGAGGUAAAGCAUCAUUGUAAUUAUUAAUAUAUAAUUAUUUAAUUGUAAUCAAAAUGUAAGGUUUUGACUGACUGAAGGAUGGUGUGUAAUGAUUUUUUAUAAAAUCCUUUUCCUUAUUUUUGAGGAACUGCUUCAUAUACACUGUAUUAUUUAUAAGGUCACAAACAAUUAUGAAAUUAUUAACUUAUAUAUUGUGAAGUAAGGGAAUGGAGGAGAGAGAAAAAAAUAUUUUUUUCAAUAGGAGUGUGCUCUCUUCCAUCCCUGUGUUUUCAGUAGUAGAUUUAAGUGUUAGACCUAACUUAUUGAUGUUCGUAUUCUGUCACUCGCCCUCCUUCCUCCCCCACUGCCUUCUCAACAUGAGCCCCUUACAUAGGUUUCUUCAAAAAGAAAAGAAACUUCACUCACAGAACCAAAAGAGGAAGCUAUUUUUGGAAAUGAGUGAUGAAAUGUUGUUAUAUAGAAGUUGAUGAUAAAAAAGACUAGUAUUUUGACAAUAUGGUAUUUCAAACAAAAAUAAAAUCUAAAAAAAUGACAUAAAUACUGCUAAUUUAUAAGUAAUGUGUACAUAUACGUUUCUGCAAAUUUUUUUAUAAGGUCGUUUUAUUCUUCUCUUGUGUAAUCUAGUGACAAAUGAGCCUAAUUGGCUUCAAACUAUUUAUUAUUUUAAAAUUUUUUAAAAAUGUGAUUACCCCCUUUUAAGAACUGAUAGUAGCUAGUAAGAAUUUUGGCAGUCAAUUUUUGAAGCCAUAAAAAUAAUGGUGAAUCAUUGAGAUAGAUUUAGUGAUAUGUAGUUGAAUGCUCAUUGAACUUGACAUCCAAAACUGACAGAAAAGAUAAACAAAUUGUCUCAGAAACACUAAAAUUACCAGAAGUAAGGAUCCAAAAUAUUACUCUAUAGGUAUUUUAAUGAAAGAAUCUCUCUCUAAAAGGCAAUAUUACAUUUCACUUUCUCAUACUUUUAGAUUACAACAAUAACUAGAUUUAUCUAAUCAUCUACAGUUCAUCAUUGUAAUGUAUCUGCCAUACACUGCAUCAGACACUUUUUCAUUUGCACAUGAUAAAAGAUGCUUCCAAUAAAUACUCUGUUAUAAAACUUUGCAGCCAUUAAUGCAAUUUAUGAUUUGAAAUAUUAAGAAAGCAACCAGCUUGCUGAUUCUCUUUUGAUGAGGGGAAAAUGGGCUCAUCAAUAAUUAACAAGAACAUUUUUGCUUGCUUAGAAUCAAAUUUUCAUUGCCAAUUAUUUGCAUAAUUACACUUUAGGGCCAGCUACUGGCUCUGUUUACAGUAUUUUUUUGUAUAAGAAUUGUAUUAACUUUUAUCUUCGUUGUGUCCUGAUCUUCAUUAGUAUUUGUUGAUAAUUAGGUUUCCUUUUUAUGAAACAUAAAUUAUUAUUAAUGUUUUUAUAAUACAUGUGUGUACAUAUUGAACUGUCGCUCAUUAAAAAAGAGUACAAUUUUUUUAAGUAGUAUGAAGUUCAAACUUUACUUGUCAGCUGAAUUUUUGUUGCAUUUUUUUGAGGAGAGUUUUGAUUGACUUAAAAUUCCUUUCAGUGAAAAUGAGAGAUGAUGUUGUUUUAUAAGUGCCAAGACACCCUGAGCUAGAUGAAAUGUAUGUUAGCAUUCAGGCCCAUUUAUUGAUGCCUUCAGAUUUUAGUUUUCUAGUGAAUGUCCCUGCUGUGUUCCUCUUGAGAUCCAAAACAUCAUGAUGCAGAAUUUUUUAAGAAAAUGUAUCAAAAAUUAUAAAAACAAGAUUGAAAUUGUCAAGUACAUGACAGCCCCAUAGAUUCCUAUCACCAUCCUCAGCCCUCCCUCUCACUCCAUCUAUUUGUAAUUUGUACAGUUCUGAAAAUCAAAUGCGAUUAUCCUUCCAUACAAAAGAAGUUAAAAAAUGAAAGAUUGUUUUAUAUAUAAUGAAAAAUUCAAGCUAAUUUUUAAUGAAAUAUCUGAUGUCCAUCAUGUUGGAUAUUAAAAAACUAGUUUUACAUAACGGAUAUAAUUUUUUUGAGAAAAUAUUGAAAACAAUAGCCUAUUAGUAAGUGUGUGUUCGUACAUUUCAUGUGAAAAAAUAAGGUAUUUAAAUUGUAGGAUGAAGCUUCUUGGAAAAAUCAGUACAAUAUCACUCUUUUUUUCACAUGAAAAUAUAACAAAAAUAAUAUGAUGAGAAAGUAUAUAUUUAUAUACUUUGUAUAUAUAUUUUUGACACUUUGUGUAAAACAGAAACUGAAAAUAGCAUUUUGAUGCCAGUUGAUUAAUCUGUGAGUGUUGUCAACAUUUUUAGAGAGCAAGAGAAAGUGAACAAGAAAAUAGUGUUUUGUGCUGUACAAAUUAGUGUUUGUGUCAUGUUUUUGUUCAUUAUUAUAAUUACUAUUAUUAUUAUUCAGGGAAACUAUUUUUAAUUUAAUUUGUAUUAUGUGUUCUGUGUUCAUAGACCAAAAAUAAGUAAGACAUAAAGGAGAAUAUUAAUGAGUUUAUCUCCAAGUCAGUCUUAAAACAUUGUUUCUAAGGAAUUUUAGAAGGUAAAUGCUGUAGAAACAUAAUCCUAUAUCAUAAGUAAACAAUUAGUGAUGUAGUUGUGAGUAAAGAUAAUUAUAAUAAUGCAUAAUUGUAAUUGUUUUUUGUGAAUAUAGCCACACUUUGUGAAUAUUUGUGAAGAUA
Molecule: messenger RNA, 14168 nt
Organism: Gryllus bimaculatus (two-spotted cricket)
Lineage: Eukaryota; Metazoa; Arthropoda; Insecta; Orthoptera; Gryllidae
Source: the annotation of a GenBank genome assembly